Molecule: messenger RNA, 1285 nt
Organism: Carassius auratus (goldfish)
Lineage: Eukaryota; Metazoa; Chordata; Actinopteri; Cypriniformes; Cyprinidae
Product: signal-transducing adaptor protein 1-like
Exons: 14
Coding region: 59-1285 (408 amino acids)
Molecular function (GO): signaling adaptor activity
Source: RefSeq, a predicted model, not a curated record
UUCUUUCAAACUCUAGAACGGUUUUAUACGAAGUUUGCUGUUGACAGGAGUGUAAUUUAUGGCAGCGCCAAAUCGCUAUAGACGAGUGAGAUCUCAACUGCCAUCAUGCUAUUACGAAGGCUUUCUGGAAAAGAAAUCAAUCAAGGACAAGAUGGGUCGUAAACUCUGGACCAGUUUAUGUGGCAGUUCACUCUUUUUCUACAAUAACAACAAAGACAGUGUUUAUAUAGAGAAGCUGGAGCUCUCUGAUCUCGUCUCUGUAUCAGAUGACUGCUGUCGGGACCGAAACCUGGACGCUGCUAGAUUCACACUGCACAUGAAAAAUGAAGACAUCAAAAUGAUUGCCCCCAGCCUUGAGGCUCGAGAACUGUGGAAAGGCUUCAUGCUCUCGGUUUCAAAGCUAUCUGUGCCAAGUUCUCUGAACCUGCUGCCUGGCCAGAUUCACAUGAUGAAGGAAAUAAUAGAGAAAGAGAAAAUAAGGCAGCGGAUUCUUUCAUCUGUGCCGCCACCCUCGUGUUCUGACAAUUAUGUUACUUUACAGGCAGACAUGCCUUCGUGUUAUCAUAAUGUCACCCGUGUCGAAGCUGAAUACUUAUUGGAAAGGAACGCUAAUCGGGGAAGCCUACUGCUGCGGCCGGGUCAUGAUGGGACAUCGUUUGCUCUCACUACGCGGCAAGAUAUCAACGGACCAGUAUUCAGACAUUACCGUGUGUCUCGGAGGCACGAAGGAGGAUUCGUCAUUGCCCUUGAGACUCCUAUCACCUGUGAGACCCUGCAUGAUGUCGUUAACUGCCUGCUGGAGAAGACCAAUGGGGUUUUGGUGCCUCUUCUGAUGGAGGAACACUAUGAGAAAAAUAUAACAUUUGCUGAGACUGAUAAUGAGAAUGGCGAGAGAAGUCUGCAUUGUCCCAAAGUCCCUUCACCUACUCCUCCAGUGCCACCCCAAAAACCAGCAUUUGCUGUGAUUGAUAAUGAGAAUGAUGAGAUAAUUGUUCAAUGUCCCAAAGUCCCUUCACCUACUCCUCCAGUGCCACCCCCCAAACCAGACCUAAACACACAGGAAAGCACCUACAUCAAUGUCUCAGAUGCUGGAGAGUAUGAGGUGGAUCAAGCAGCAUGUCCUCCACCUCCUGUCCUGCCACGUCUUUCAGGGCGAUAUUUACCGCAUCAGAAUUCAGUGCCUCAUGAUCUGAACAGCAGUUCAGACAUUGAAAGGAAAGCUUUGGUACCUCCCGGCUACUCCAAAUCAACUUCUCGAAGCAACAGUUUUGUCUGGCAUUCCUAA